Sebastes umbrosus (honeycomb rockfish) is the source of this 2783-nucleotide messenger RNA. Its product is annotated as sodium-coupled neutral amino acid transporter 3-like. Gene Ontology annotation, molecular function: glycine transmembrane transporter activity; L-glutamine transmembrane transporter activity. Bases 353 to 1780 code for a protein of 475 amino acids. NCBI's taxonomy places the organism in Eukaryota, Metazoa, Chordata, Actinopteri, Perciformes, Sebastidae. The transcript is spliced from 17 exons. The record is from RefSeq and is a predicted model, not a curated record. Gene Ontology annotation, biological process: serine transport; L-histidine transmembrane transport; L-glutamine transport.
UCCUUCCCCCAUCUUUUCUCUCUCCUCUUACAGCUGCAGGGAACUUCGUGGCCUCGGUGAAAAGCAGCAUUUCUGACGUGAACAAUCCAACAAGUCUGAACUUUUACCCUGUUACAUCUGUCUAGAGUGAGGACAUCCAUCUGUCUGAGAGGAGCUUUGGAGAGACUCCUAAGAACAAAGCUACACAUAAACAUUUGGAAGAGUCUGAACACAGAGUGAACUUCCACAAGGAUCUAGCCGUCAAAUAAUCAGAAAAGAAAUCCAACCUUGUUCUUGGCCAGGUGACGGCUUGAAGAGGAUUCUUUCAGUCCAGCAGAAGUAGAUCUCUCAAGUCACAACCGCAGCAGCCAGGAUGGAGCUCCAGAAGCUGAAUGGACACAGCAGGGAAGAUGGGUUUGAUGAGCUGGGCGCCUUGGCUGAACAGGAGAAGUUUCUCCCUAAUAAAACUGGUGUCAAGAAAGAAAACCAAUUUACAGAUUUCGAAGGAAAGACCUCAUUUGGCAUGUCCAUCUUUAACCUCAGUAACGCCAUCAUGGGCAGUGGAAUUCUGGGAUUGGCUUUUGCGAUGUCCAACACCGGAAUCGUUCUUUUUCUAGUCCUGUUGGUGUCCAUCGCCAUUCUGUCUGCAUAUUCCAUUCACCUCCUGCUGAGAAGUGCCGGAGUUGUCGGCAUCCGGGCUUAUGAGCAGCUUGGGAAUCGGGCUUUUGGUACAUCGGGAAAAAUAGUGGCCGGAUGCAUCAUUACAGUACACAACAUUGGAGCAAUGUCCAGCUACCUCUUCAUCGUCAAGUCUGAGCUCCCACUGGUUAUUCUAGCUUUCCUCGGUAAAUACGAAAACACAGGAGAGUGGUUCAUGAAUGGAAACUACUUGAUCAUGAUUGUUAGUGCUUUCGUCAUCCUUCCUCUUUCACUCAUGAAACGACUCGGUUAUCUGGGCUAUACCAGUGGCUUCUCCCUCUCCUGCAUGGUGUUUUUCCUCAUUUCGGUUAUCUACAAGAAAUUCAACAUUGAAUGUCCACUGGAGGAUACACAUCAUAACAUUACUCCUGCUUACGUCCACACUGCCGUUAAUGUGACGGACGACUUCUGCGAGGCCAAAAUGUUUACCAUGAACUCACAGACUGUGUACACUAUUCCAAUCCUGGCUUUCGCUUUCGUCUGCCACCCAGAGGUGCUACCAAUCUACACUGAGCUACGAGACGCCACCAAGAGACGUAUGCAGACUGUCGCCAACAUCUCCAUCCUGGCCAUGUUCGUCAUGUACCUGCUAACGGCUCUCUUUGGUUACCUCACCUUCUAUGGUGCUGUGGAGUCAGAGCUGUUACACACCUACAGCCGAGUGGACAACCUGGACGUCCUGGUUCUCUGUGUGCGUCUGGCCGUGCUGGUGGCCGUCACUCUGACUGUCCCUGUGGUUCUUUUCCCGAUCCGCAGGGCCUUGCUCCAGAUCUUGUUCCCUGACAAGCCUUUCAACUGGAUCAUACACAUCGGCAUCGCAAUUUGUCUCAUCUUUGUGGUCAAUCUGCUCGUUAUCUUCGUGCCCUCCAUCCGCGACAUCUUUGGCCUAAUCGGAGCCACAUCUGCCCCCAGCCUCAUCUUCAUCCUACCUGGAAUCUUCUACGUUCGUAUCGUUCCUGAAGACCAGGAGCCUUUUCUGUCCAGACCCAAGAUUCAGGCCGCAUGCUUUGCUGCACUGGGAUUCAUCUUCAUGGUCAUGAGUUUGUCGUUCAUCAUCAUUGACUGGUCGACGGGGGAGUCGAGAAGCGGAGGCGGGCACUAGCAGUCGUCACUGAACAGAGAUAAUAAUACAAACAGAAUGCCAACCAAAGCGCUCCCUGUCAGUAAAUUACCCCUCAUCUUUUCCUCUCCAAAAGCCAAACAAGAAAGUUUGGCCGUGCAAGACGAAGGAUAUGUGAAGAACCUUCGCUUGCAACACAAAAAAAAAGAAGCGCUUCGCCAUGUGAUGGGGCAGACAAAAGGCCCAGUAAUGGAGGAGACGCAUGAGAAUACAAAGCAAUGUGUUCUGACUGAAUAAAACCCAUGUCACACCUCGCAGUAAGGAUGUCGUUCGGAGGCAUGUGUAGAAAUGCAAAAGGAUGAAUGGGAACAGCAUGAGUCAAAUGGAAAUCCCAUUUUAGAGUUUGGAUGCGUACAGUUCCGUGGAAUAGCUCAGUCACUGCCAAAAUCCUUACUUCCCUACCAUCUCAGAUUUUACAGGACAGGAAUUUGAUUGUGUCGUUUUCAUACCAAAAAAACAUUUCAGUUUGUUCAUCCAGAAGUUGCUGUAUCAUUACACAUUUAAGACUGUAAAAUCUGCUGGUACUGUGUUGUCCAAAUUUCCUCAAACCUCACAGAUUCAGCUAAAUGUGACACACAAGGGUUAGUCUGCAGCUCCACGCUAACCAUUCCAAUCUACCUAAAUAAAAGUUUCAAUGACUCUUACAUUAAAUAAUGUUCUUAAUGUGAUAUUAAUGGGACACUUAACAUGACUGUUGUAGAGCUGAUCACCUUCAAAGCUGAGCCUAAGGUGAUCUUUUACAAGUAUGGUACAAUUUGUGGUGUUCGGCUGCUAUCCAUGAAGGUCAAACAGACAGUUACUGGCAAUCCCACGUGAAUCAACAGACACAGAGAGGUGGUUUGUACAGUUUUUAUGUAUUCCUGGAAAAAGUUCCCUUGUUGCAAACCAAAGAAUAUAAUAUUGUGUCACGCUGAAAUAGGGUGGAACACACUCUUUUUUAUAUUUAUGUUCAGCAAAGGCCAAUUAAAAAUUGUACAUGAAACAA